AAGAGGAGAGGGAAAAAAACCAAAAUUGCGUAAAAGUGCGCCCCGGAGCUUCAUGGACACGCUCAGAAAUCCUCAAACCAACUCCAAAAGAAGACACAAGUUCAGCACCAAGGAUAUCUCCAAGCAGUUUUGAUGUCAGGUGAAGGUGAAGUCAGACUGAGGGAGAUUUUAUCUUUAGCCAGGUAACGGACUUGAACAGCUUUACUUUCUGAUCGGUGCGUUAUUGAGCUGCGGUGAGGCAUGAGUGGAGGUCGCUUUGAGUUUGACGACGGCGGAGCUUACUGCGGAGGCUGGGAGGGGGGCAAAGCCCACGGACAUGGCAUCUGCACCGGACCCAAAGGCCAGGGCGAGUUCUCCGGUUCCUGGAACUACGGAUUCGAGGUGGUGGGAGUCUACACUUGGCCCAGCGGGAACACCUACGAGGGGUACUGGUCGCAGGGGAAGCGUCAUGGUCUGGGGGUCGAGACCAAAGGACACUGGAUUUACAAAGGGGAAUGGACUCAUGGGUUUAAAGGGAGAUAUGGCAUCCGGCAAAGUAUUGGCAGUGGAGCAAAGUAUGAAGGGACGUGGAAUAAUGGGCUUCAAGAUGGAUAUGGAACAGAAACGUAUGCUGAUGGAGGUACUUUCCAAGGUCAGUUCACUGGCGGGAUGCGGCACGGCUAUGGCGUCCGUCAGAGUGUCCCCUACGGCAUGGCAGCAGUUGUCCGCUCCCCUCUUCGUACCUCCCUGACCUCCCUUCGCAGCGAGCACAGCAACGGCACCGUCCUGCAGCAAGACAUCCCCGUCAUCACCACCACCAAUGCUUCGGGUGAGGAAACACCUGUCGCCACGCCGACCCAACUGGGACCGUCCCGUGGUGGCUUCGCCCUCACUCUCAUGGUGGACCCAGAUACCGUGAAACCCAAGAAAAAGGGCCUGUUCCGCAGGAGCUCCCUGCUGGGCAAGCUGAAGAAGUCUGAAUCAAGCACCUCGCUGGCCAGCCAGAAGAGCAAGAUCAGCUUCCUUAGGACGGAUUCGGCUCUCAGCUCCAACGCCAGCGACACCAACUCCAGCAUCGGGGACGAGAGCCUGGCCGGAGCUGAGGACUUCCCCCCAGUGGAGGCCGACAUUGACGCCACCACCACAGAGGUCUACAUGGGCGAGUGGAAGAACGACAAGCGCUCAGGAUAUGGAAUAAGCGAAAGGUCCAGUGGGCUAAAGUACGAGGGCGAGUGGCUCAACAACCAGAGGCACGGCUACGGCUGCACCACCUUCGCAGAGGGAGGGAAGGAGGAGGGCAAAUACAUGAACAACAUGCUGGUGAAGGCGAUGAAGAAGAGGGUGAUCUCGCUGAAGGGAAGCAAGAUCAAACAGAAGGUGGAGCGGGCGGUGGAAGGAGCUCAAAGGGCUGCGGCCAUCGGCAAGCAGAAGGCCGAGAUCGCUGCUUCCAGGACGAGUCAUGCAAAGGCCAAGUCAGACACAGCUGAACAGUCAGCUCAUGCCUCCAACAGUGAGUCCAGCAUUGCCAGACUGGUGGCCAAAGAGCUCUCCCCGUCCUUCUACCAGCCAGGUCCGGAGUAUCUGAAGAAGAGAGUGUUACCCGAUGUUGGGGAGGGCGGCAGUGAGAACACUGAUCCAGUCAUGCAUGAGCCGCUGUUGGCUGAGGAGGAGCCGCCGCCUACACCACCCGAAAGCCCACUCAUGAAUGAACUGGACAGCCUCAUGCCUGGGUCGUCCCUAGGUCGCACCCCUUCCCCCAGCCCAGGCAUUAUGAUCAAGGAGGACCCCAAACUUCUCGGUCCAGGCGGCUGGAAUGAAGACAAAACCAGUAAAGGUGGUGGCAGUAAGGGUGGCAGUAAACCCAACAGCAGGCCGAGUAGUCGCCCCAAUACACCUUCAGCAACCACUACUGCUUCUACCUUGGCUGCACCUGAGGGCAAUCGUGUCCCCUCUCGCACCCCAAGCCGUCAGAGCAACAAGGCCGAGCAGGGCUCCGACCUGGAGAUCAAGGCUCUGCAGAAGUAUGACUCCGAGGCAAAAGCUCCAGACGUCGCUCCUGCUGCUGCUGCUGCCCCUGUAAGGAAUAGCCUCAUCGCCCCAGAUGAAGAAGAAGUGCCUCGCCCCUCCUCCAAAGUGUCCUCCAAAGCUAUCAACACUGAGUCUAAAAAACCUGAGCUCAAAACUGAAAAAGCACCAUCAGUCCGCGAGCGAGUGCCGUCUGUCUCUGAGAACAAAGUGGAGUCCAGGGAGGCGAGCAGGCCUCCAAGCAAAGCAGAGACAAAACCAUUAUCAAGACGACAACCCAGUCCCGCUCCGUCCCCCAAACCUGCACCAAAACUUGAACCUAAGAUAGUACACAAGCAAUCAGAAGUCAAAGCCACUGUUAACAAACUAGCACCAAAGGUGGAACCCAAAGCAGAGGCCCGACAGAAGGUCAUGGUGUCAAGCCCUAGUAAGGAAGUGCCUGUGGAGUCUAUGGAGUUGGAGGGCCCAAACACCAUAAUGAUCUGCAUGGUAAUCCUGCUCAACAUUGGCCUGGCUAUUCUCUUCGUACACAUUUUGUCAUGA
Molecule: messenger RNA, 2547 nt
Organism: Scomber scombrus (Atlantic mackerel)
Lineage: Eukaryota; Metazoa; Chordata; Actinopteri; Scombriformes; Scombridae
Gene: jph2
Product: junctophilin 2
Exons: 5
Coding region: 241-2547 (768 amino acids)
Cellular component (GO): junctional membrane complex; sarcoplasmic reticulum; endoplasmic reticulum membrane
Source: RefSeq, a predicted model, not a curated record